Molecule: messenger RNA, 4526 nt
Organism: Megalops cyprinoides (Indo-Pacific tarpon)
Lineage: Eukaryota; Metazoa; Chordata; Actinopteri; Elopiformes; Megalopidae
Product: E3 ubiquitin-protein ligase RNF43
Exons: 9
Coding region: 422-2854 (810 amino acids)
Biological process (GO): ubiquitin-dependent protein catabolic process; Wnt receptor catabolic process
Molecular function (GO): ubiquitin protein ligase activity; frizzled binding
Source: RefSeq, a predicted model, not a curated record
UUUGAGUGGUACCGGUUAAUGUUUAUCUUUAGUGUGAGGUUUUUUCCUCAGAUUUAAGUAGGAUCUACAAUUUUACAUCAUAGAUAAGCGUAUAUCAUGCAUUUUGAAUUUUGUUUCAGACAAUUUUUUGAAAGCAGCAAGGAUGACCAAUUUUUAUGUCAUUUUUGCGAAUAACCUGUCUAUGGAGAGAACUUUCAAACGGGCACAUCAGAAACCCUUAAACCAUGCAUAGACGAAGAUUUUAAGACUGUCCACGUGCACGCAAAUUUGGAUAUAACAAUUUGCAUAGUAUUUUUACAGGUUGCAGUGAUAUUAAAAGGAGUAAAUCAGAGGGGGGUUUUGUGGAUCUGACUUCACGGUGUGGGCUGACAGCUUUGCAGUGCACGAUGUACGGCCGGGGCCCGCCGCUGCAGCCGGUGCAAUGACCGUUUCUCAGCGGCGAUUGGCCGGGCUCUGGCCUUGGCUUCUAAUGGCGGCCCUGCAGGUGGUGUUCGGGCAGACGGGCCUGGAGCUGGCAGCCGCAGUGGAGUCGGAGCGAUCGGCACCCAAAGCUGUCAUCAAGGUGACACUUCUGAAACAGGAGCAGGCGGGGAAGCCUAUUACCCUAGAGGGGGUGUUCGCCGGAGCCAGCCCAAGAAGUUAUGCUGAGGGAAAAUUGAUGCAGUCCCACCCGCUGUCCCUGUGCAACACCAGCGAGGACGAGCAGCAGGCCACCGUCUUCAUCAGCAUCGUGAAGCUGGAGAGCCUGGAGCGCAAGGUGCCCCAGUGCCUGCCGCUGCUGGAGAAGGCUCGUCUGGCGCUGAAGAGGGGGGCUCAGGCUGUCAUCUUUGACGUCACCGACAACGCCGCCGCCGCGCACGAGCUGCAGAACUCUGAUGACCUGCCCAAGCCCGUGGUCCUGGUCCAGGCCAAGGACGCCGAGGUGCUCAUGGGCCUGGUCAACAGGAACGAGGAGGCCAUGGUCCGCAUCGAAGUCAUGGUCGAGGUCAAGUGGCCCCACUAUGACGUCGGCAUCCUGCUCACCGUGGUCCUGGCUGUGCUGGCCAUCAUCAUGAUCUUCGCCUUCCGCUACCGCUGCAAGUCCAACAGGAACUGGGACUCUGUGCAUCAGCAGACCAUGCGGGCCAUCAACCGCCUGGAGACGCGCACCUACAGCUCGCAGGGCUGCAGCCAGCGCUUUGGCGGUGGGCGGGACUCCGGCAGCAGCUCCACCUCCGGGCCCGUCUGCGCCAUCUGCCUGGAGGAGUUCCUGGACGGACAGGACUUGCGGAUCAUUUCAUGUUCUCAUGAGUUCCACAAGGAGUGCGUGGACCCCUGGCUGCUGCAGCAUCGCACCUGCCCUCUCUGCAUGCACAACAUCAUGGGUAAUGUGCUCCGGCCAGGAGCGGAGAUGACCAGCCGUCAGACACAACGAAGCCGACUCCAGCCCAACACAGAGCACAACCCGGGCUUCCUGCGGCCCCACCCUUACCCCGGACACCACACCUUCCAGCAGCCUACCGUCCCCUUUCCCCUGCGGCACCACUACCCCCGGGCCCCCGCCGGGCAGUACCCUCACCUGGGUCACUUCGGCGGCUCCCCGCCCGUGGACCCGCGAGCGCUCCACUGUCUUCCCAGCAGGCCCCUGGGGGCGGGGGCGGGCCGCUGCAGCUACCACCUCCCUGAGGGGCACCUGAGCCGGCCCCACAGGACUAGUAGUGGCUGCCGGCCUGGCGGGCACCUCGGCCCGCACUACCACCGGCGCUCCUGCCACGGGUACCGCUCCGGCUGCCCCGCCCCACGCAGCACGUCCAACCCCCGGCUACAGGCCCCCGCCGCCCGCCCGGCCGCCCACAGCCGGCAGGACGACGGCAGCUGCUCGGGGGGCAGCUACCGCACCGAGCGCAGCGGCUACCUCGCCGACGGGCCGGCCAGCGACUCCAGCUCGGGGCCCUGCCACGGCUCAUCCAGCGACUCCGUCCUCAACUGCACCGACGUCAGCCUACAGGGCGUGUACGGCAGCUGGUCCACCUUCCGCAGCUCGCUCAGCAGCGACUAUGACCCCUUAGUGUACUAUGGGCCAGGCCGGGCCCGCCGGGACAGCCUGGACGCCGGCACCAGGCCCCGCUCCCUGGACUCGGUGGUCAACCGCAGUUGCCCGGAGGAGCAGGUGUUCAACCACGUCCACUACCACCGUCACAGGCACCACCACUACGACGACGGGGACCACAGCCAGGGCCCCGACAGGGGCUCGGACGAGGAGCAGGGUGCGGCCGCCGCCCCCGGCGCAGGCGGGGACUCUCCGCAGGGCCAGUGCAAAAGCAAGGCGUGCCAGUGCCCCAAAGCCGAGCCGGCGGACAGGCCACCCCACCAGGGAGAGGAGGCUGAGCGCGAACUCGCAGACCCCACCCUGAGCCCUCCCGUCCUAGUCGCGCCCCCCUCCCUGGCCCCGCCCCCCUGCUGCCACCAGGGCCCCGGCCGGCACCACCGGCGGAAAAAGAGCAGCUGCGUGCUGGACGCCCCUGCCGUGCACUUCCACCAGAGCCUGGACCUACAGGACGACUGUAGCAUCCACAUCCACUACGGUCAGGGAGCGGCCUACUGCUGCCCCCCGGACAUCCCCCCGCUGCUGCCCGUGCCUCUCAUCCUGGACUCGGGGGGCAUGGGGGAGUGGCCGUGCUGCGGGGGGCACGUGGUGUGGCAGAAGGGGGUCCAGCAGGCCCGCUCGGAGCCCCAGCUCCAGGGUCCCCGAGCCCCCAUGGACAGGCCACUGUGCAGGGCCCACCAGGCAGGGACCGAACUCUCUACAGACAUUUGCUUAUACUGCCAAACUUUACACAACAAUCAGGGAUCAGAGGAGGAGUCCGGUGUGUGAGCACACGGUGCAUCCCAACGCCACGCUGCUAAAAGGAGCCGCAAUGGACAAGCCUACCCCUCUACAGUCUUUCACAAGUCUUCCAAACGAUUCCAUACUGUAAACCACAUUCACUUUCUCAAGCUGCUCCCAGUUCCUGUAGCACGCCGUUCUUAUUCAGUGGACACGUAAAUGCUGGCCGUGUUAGCUGUGCUGAUCACAUUUGUCAAAUCAGAAUGCUUCACUUGGUGUUCGUUAUGUCAGAUUUUCAACAAUUUAAACUCAUCAGCAGAGGGGUGAUUCAUCAUGUAUCACCCUGUGGACCAUAGGCAACAUUCUGAAAUAAUUUUCAUAAGAUACAUGUUAAAUAUUUUUUCAUGUUCGUAUUGAACAGGCAUAACCAACAUUUGAAAUUCAGUUUAGUAAAUGUUACAUUUCAAUUUGAUUUGAUUUGAUUCGUAUUGUAGUCAAUGCAAAGCAGCCAUAAGAUUUCUAAUGAAAUGUGUUCAGAUAUCUAUAUUUGGAACUGGGGGUUGCUUGCAUGAAGAAAACAGGGGGAUUCAUUUCACAGUAGGAAUGCAUUUUGAAAGAGAUGGCAGUAUGACUUCAGUUUCAAGAUGCAUCAUAAUUCUGUGCUCUUUAGUAACUGCCCACUACCCCACUACCAAAAGAUUGAAGCUCUACAUUAGAGAGCCCCUCAGAGUAGAGAAUCUUUUUCUGAACAUUUCUCUCUUAGAUGCUCAUCACUUAUCUGGGGGGAGAAAGCACCAGCACCAGUAUAAGUUGCAACCACAUAACCAGGCACAUCGUAAUGAGAUGUCUUGUUAAACAAAUCUGGGAUCUGCUGCUAAUGUCUGUUUCAGGAGCUCUGUUUGUUUUUGCCUCACUGAUGAUGAAGGUCUGAAUUCUUGAUUAUCUGCAUAGCUUAAAGGCACUCUCAAAUCAUGCAGCUGGUAGCAUUUAAUGUUUCAUUUCUCUUUUUGAGUGCAAGUUAUCCCCCCCCAAUGUUAAGGAUUCAAAAGUUCAAUACACCAGUCUUGGUAAUCAAUACACUCAGUAAAGUUAAAGCAUUAGGAAUGAGACAUUUCUAAAGGAAAUCACUACAAAGUACAGACGAAGACUAAGUGCAGACGUACAGAACUAAUAUAGUAAACAAAUCAAUUAUAGGUUCAUGGUGGAGACGGCAUGGGGCAAGCAGGAGAAGUGCAAUUAUUUUUUAACGUUUUCAUGUCCCCUCCCGCUCUGUUUUUGGGAUUCUUCAAACUGAAAACUGGCUUCAAACAAUUUGGCUCGACCCCCCCCCAGUCGAGGACACAACUUUGUGUACCCAGUGUGUGCUGAUGACAGUAUUGCCCAGGUCUUAAGAAGCAGGACCAUUAUCUUUGGUCCUAAUCUCUGUGGUUGAGUGCAUGGGGGCGUUCACAGUCCUGCUCUCUCCAGCCUACCUCACAUUCGCAGUCAGAAUGCGCAGUGACAGGAGUUAACACAAAGCUACCAGUGCUGUUCCCUCCGCUUUGCCGGAACGAUGUCACCGCUGCGCGCCACAAGAAAGCAGCUGGUGAAAAUCUUCUGUUAACUUUAAUAAGCUUCCCUUCAGGUAGCCAAGCCCCGUAACAUGGUCAUCUCCCUAGUCGCCAUGUGCCCAGGUUGAGGCCACUGAGAGAUGGGGGUUCGAGCUAGUUAAUUCAACAAA